ACCUUUCAAAACCUUCUACCUGUAUCGAACUAACAACCCGCUCCUAGUUCCUUCUCACACGGAGAAAUGGCGGAGCAACGAGAAGAGAUGGCGGAGCAUCAACAUUCUCUCCAGGCAAGCUCCGUCCCCGCAUCCAUUUCCUCUUACUCUUCACCAGCAACCGUAGCUACAGCCGGCAUACCAUUGCCAUCAGAAACGUUCUGCCGAUCAUGCGGCGGCCCAACCACCGAUGCAGCUUCAAUCUCUUUGCCUCCUCAGUGGUCUGACUCGUCACCGCCGCCAGCGUACCGUCCGAUCCGCGCUCCGGCAAUUAACGCCCCAAAAAAUACCAACGCCAUCGUCCUCGCUCCUGUCCCUCGACCACUCCCAGUUCCAGUUGCGGAGCCUCCCUUCCAUUUUGAGGUCCCGUCGAAGCGCAUCUUCUCCUCCGACGACAUCCAGCGUUUUCACGCCUCCGCCGCCUGCCGCCAUUUUCUAGGAUUCGUGGCUGCCCUGUCCGACUCAGUUCGCGGCCGCAAAAUCCACGAUCCCGUUUUACCUCUAUCCCCCGCUCUCUCCUCCCUUCUCUCCUUAAUUGAAACCCUAGACAAAUGGAUCGAAGAGAUCCCGCCACUCCCCCAUUCAUCUCGUUAUGGAAACCCAGCUUACCGCUCCUGGCACGACAAGCUGUCCAAUGAGGGCAUCUCCCUGAUCCUUCCUCUCCUAAUCUCGGAUGUGCUCCGCCCUGCCGCUGAUGAGCUCCUUCCUUAUCUCCUUGAUUCAUUCGGCAACGCCUCCCGUAUAGAUUAUGGUACUGGUCACGAGACUAAUUUUGCUGCUUUCCUCUAUUGCCUGGCGCGCCUUGGGCUCAUAAAGGAGGAGGACUGUCCCGCCUUGGUAACUCGCGUGUUUGUUGCAUACCUGAAUCUGAUGAGGAGGUUGCAAACUAUGUACUGCCUUGAGCCUGCCGGCUCCCAUGGGGUGUGGGGUUUGGAUGACUACCACUUCCUUCCGUUCAUCUUUGGAUCGGCGCAGCUAAUUGAUCAUAAAUAUAUGAAACCUAGGUCGAUACAUAAUCCAGAUAUAUUGGAUAAUUUCUCAAAUGAGUAUAUGUAUCUGGCUUGCGUGGCUUUCGUGAGGAAGGUGAAGAAGGGGGCGUUUGGAGAGCACUCGCCCAUGCUCGAUGAUAUCAGUGGUGUGCCCACUUGGACCAAAGUCAACAGUGGCCUGCUCAAGAUGUACAAGGCAGAGGUGCUGGAAAAGGUGCCCAUAAUGCAGCAUUUUCUUUUCGGAUCACUUAUCAAAUGGGAAUGAAGUACGUUUGGUGAAUCUGUAUGAUUUUGUGCAAACGCUAGUUCUGGAAGGUCUUCAUUUUACUGCGUAGAUAACUGAGAAAAUGGAACACUUUUAUAAGGCUUAAUUGUUACCCUAAACGGAAGCUUGGAAAUGAUUAGGAAUACUACCUAUUCCAGUAAUCUACUUUGGCUCAUAGUGUUUUCUUCUGCUCUGUUUGGAUUCAUCUACAUUCACUUGAAAGAGUUUCAGCUUUUCUUUACA
This is a messenger RNA of Dendrobium catenatum, 1536 nucleotides long. RefSeq names its product serine/threonine-protein phosphatase 2A activator. Lineage: Eukaryota; Viridiplantae; Streptophyta; Magnoliopsida; Asparagales; Orchidaceae. The transcript has 2 exons. Gene Ontology annotation, molecular function: peptidyl-prolyl cis-trans isomerase activity; protein tyrosine phosphatase activator activity. Gene Ontology annotation, biological process: mitotic spindle organization. The record is from RefSeq and is a predicted model, not a curated record. Bases 67 to 1293 code for a protein of 408 amino acids. Gene Ontology annotation, cellular component: nucleus; protein phosphatase type 2A complex; cytoplasm.